Molecule: messenger RNA, 672 nt
Organism: Daldinia childiae
Lineage: Eukaryota; Fungi; Ascomycota; Sordariomycetes; Xylariales; Hypoxylaceae
Exons: 1
Coding region: 1-672 (223 amino acids)
Source: RefSeq, a predicted model, not a curated record
AUGUCGAGAUUGUUGCUUGCUCUCAAAGUUGCUAUAGGCCUGCUUAUGGUCGAUUCGGUCAUCGAACUUGCAUUUGUCAGUAGCAUGGUCGCAUGGUUGCAUCGAACAGCUAGCAAAGGAUUCUUGUUCAACUAUGCCGGCUCAACAUAUCAUCUGGCCGGCGACCCGGUCCAUAUAAUGACUGACCAAGGGCAUACGAGUAACGGCGCCGCUGGAACUGCUUUCGUUCUUAUCGGGUUAGGUGGCAUACUCGCAUUAUUACUUCGAUCUCAGAAUAAAUAUGGCGGGCCAGGAACCUUCGCACGAUUUAUAUAUUACCUCUGGGUAUCGAUAAAUAUUCCGGCAAUCCUCCUUACCACCGGGGCACUCGCCUAUGUGUUCGCAGUUACAAACGCGCACGAGGGGCAAAGCAUCGAUGUCCCAUUAGCUACCACUCUCGAUGGUAGCAAGUACCCAUUGGAAUUCUGGACGCCACAGAAUUGGUUCUCGGCUGUUCUUCAGCUAGACCUAGUCGACGCGAGAGACGAUAUAGAAAGCUACGUACGCGUCAUGAGGGGGUGGCAGUAUAACCUAAUUCCGAUGUUCAUCGUUCAGCUUGGCGUUACUAUUCUUGCGGUAUGGGAAUUCCUCGGCUGGCGAAGGCAUGAGGCCUUUAUUCGUGGAGAGAAAUAG